Molecule: messenger RNA, 2520 nt
Organism: Penicillium arizonense
Lineage: Eukaryota; Fungi; Ascomycota; Eurotiomycetes; Eurotiales; Aspergillaceae
Exons: 8
Coding region: 1-2520 (839 amino acids)
Source: RefSeq, a predicted model, not a curated record
AUGGCGGAAGCAGAGCGGCCUCUCGAAGAGGAUUGGGAGAAGCAUCAAUCAAAGGCUUGGUCCCUGCCGCCGUAUAAUACCGGAGCCAUCAGCAGCCCAGACGAAGACAACCAACCUUCUCACGCACUGAAUAUUCCUUCCGGAUUCAGCAAAGACCCAACCUCACUUGUUAUUGAGGUUAGUUCCUCUACUCCACAACCCGCGGUUCCUCCUACCUCGUUGUCCCCUGGUCAAAAUACCCAAACUCCUAGUAUAUCUGCUUCUUUGCCCUCAGGCCCAUCUCAACAAGCACGAGGAGCCGGAUCCAGUCAGCAGAAAAUCAGCAUCCCAGCUCCUGUCGUACCGUCAAGGAGUUUUCCUCGUCCAUCUCGCUCAUGGGGUGGAAAGAAAUCUACCCGGCAGAGUACUAAUACCAGCGGUCCACCGAUCCAAGCCCAGGUCUCCCCCCUCGCGGGUGGUGGUGCCAGAUCUCACCAGCCUGUCAGAACCCAAAGGUCGUCGCCAUCGGUUAUCCAGCCCCAAGCUACUGGAACACAGCGAUCAACAGUCAGCCAAGCCUUUCGUCGCCUGGGGACUAACAUUUCCACUCAGAGCGUCCAGGGGCGCGUUGACUCUGCUGCAAAAGACUCUCUCGGUAAGGCAAAAUGGCGUGCCGGCGCAACUCCCGAUGGUAAAAUCACCUGGCGUACUUUUAUCACAACUUCUGACAAUUAUUCAGGUUAUCUCCGGUUGCCGCUUACUAUCGACCGUUUCCAGGAGAUAAUCACGCAGUUGACAAAGGAAACUGCACAACCCGUUACGAACUUCCGUGAUUUCAUUGUUAACGCUACCGGUGCUUAUCUUACAGUGAGAUAUCAGGGUGUACCGGUAGUUCUCAUUUGGGGAGAUGUAAACCAGGUGUUGGCCGCCCAUACGCUCCUUCACACAUUUGUUACCCAGGUCAAUCAGCUGCAAGAAACCAGUAAAGUACCCGGAUGGACCCGUAUCAAGUCUCACUCGACCAUUAAGGUUGAUAUUGCCAACACAAAGGAUGCCCAGACUUCCCAACUGGAUGGAUUGCGAAAGGCGCCAAAAGUUGUGGCUGAUAGCACGGUCUGUUUACCGUGGCCUCCAAAUAGUCCAUCCCUGGAGCAUUGCCUGUCAUCACGUCGCAAGCUUCUUGAUAGCAUUCGUCUUCACUGUGGUAUGAACAUCUACACCAAGCCUGGUGCAUGGGAGAAUCUGUACUUUUCUGGGGGUAACGAAGGCGAUCUCUUGGGAAUGGUAAGCCGUUCUCGGGACUUGUGGAGGACACUGUCUUUGCAAUGCGAGACCGAAAUCAAAGUGUUCCUCGUCGAGCCACCUCCCCCCGAAAUCAUGAGAAAGGACGUCACCAUGAAGGAAUAUUCUGAUAUGGCCAAGCCCUAUCUCUCUGGAUUGAAGCUACCCAUCGAGCAAGCUGUGCCUUGGGAGAAAAAGAGAGGCGAGGCUAGACAGGAUAACAAAGUCAUCAUCGUUGAUUGCUUGAAGCGAGCGCUGCACCUCGUCCCUCAUUUCCACAGUUUCCGACAAAUGCGAGGAAAGUUCGGUUCGUUCGUGCUGAAGGGUUAUCGAAAGACCGAAGGUGCAGAUGGCCCAUUUCUGUUUCCUGACUUCCGUGACAUGGUCGCCGACACGAACGCUGAAGGCCGCCUGCUUCCCGGACUCCGACUUUCGCAGAAUCAGAUCAUCAGCCGCGUCAUGGGCGCAGGACAUCUCCUCGUGCCCGCGGGUACUAUACCACUUCGUCGCCUUACGAAGAUCCAGCCCCGAUUCUCGGCCAGUUUCGAAUACAAGAUCAAAAACAAUCAUGCUGUGCGCAUUGAAGCGAACUAUUCGCUGCCGCGCGGAAGCGAAGAAUUCGAGGUCAAUGAUAUUCGUUGCUUCAAGCCUCGGAGUAUUGGCGGCCCUGGAGAACAGGAAAUGCCGAUGCAAAUCGGCAUGAUUGACUUUGAAAGAUCCGACUGGCAAUUAGAGAUCAAAGCACUGGAAAUGCUAGAAGAGGAGGAUACACCUCCCGAGGUAGAGGCUUUCAAGCGCAAGCUGAGCUUCGUGUGGAACGAGAGUGCCCACAGCAUCACCUCUGUGCCAGAACGCAUGUCAAAGUUCCCUCUUGGUGCACCGCUGAGCUGGUUUGUUGAGAAGGCUGCGAUUGAGUUUCACGUCAGGGGAACCAACCUUGUGUUUGAGCUCGCCCGCUUCGUGAAGUACACUGUGACAAACGGCAGGAUUUUAGAGACUCUCGAUGUGUCUUGGGGCGGCUCGCUUUUCGAUCCCGAUUGGGAUGUCAUGCUCGGUGAAAAUACUGAGCUCGACGGCAACCAAUUCACGCGAGAGGCUUGCCUCUGUACAUUUUUCCCGCCGGCCGAAGGAGCGAAGGUUGAUGAGGAUGUGCAGCUUGGCGUGUUCAUGAGUGCGCUGCGGCAGAUUGCCCGGGUGUUAGGGUCUGCUGACUCUGCCGUGACCAAUGUCCUUGAUUGCGACGUUGGCACUUUGUUCUAG